AUGGAUGUAUCCUUAUUUUACUACUCACAGGGAUCUGCUUGCGUAUAUCUAUUAGUUUAUGUGGAUGAUAUACUUAUGAUGGGGAGUGAUCAGGAUCUAGUUACUCAGUUAGUGUCAAAACUUUCUACUGCUUUUAAAAUUAGAAAUCUUGGCGAAUUUGGAUUUUUUCUUGGAAUUGAAACAGUUAAAUGCAAUGAUGGAAUUUUGCUUUCACAACAGAGAUCCAUGAAUGACAUUUUAAAACAUGCUGGAAUGGCAGAGUGUAAAGAACUAUCUACUCCUAUUUCCACUUCAAAAACCGUGGUCAUUGAUACAACCUUGUAUGAUGAUCCUACACAGUAUAGGAGUUUGGCUGGUGCAUUACAGUAUUUAACUAUCACUCGUCCUGAUCUUUCCUUUGCAGUCAAUCAGCUAUGUCAACACAUGCAUGCUCCUACAGUUUCUCACUGA
Messenger RNA from Ipomoea nil (Japanese morning glory), 450 nucleotides. RefSeq lists its product as uncharacterized. Lineage: Eukaryota; Viridiplantae; Streptophyta; Magnoliopsida; Solanales; Convolvulaceae. The record is from RefSeq and is a predicted model, not a curated record. The coding region runs from base 1 to 450 and encodes 149 amino acids. The transcript has a single exon.